UCCUCGAAUUAAACCUACUGUUUAAUAUUUUGCUUACGGCCUAGAAAGUGUAGCUCUGCAUUUGCUGAUUUGUCUCAUAAAGAUAUAUGUCUAUGAUGAAAUUAUAGCGUUAGCUAAUGUAAGCUGUUGGCUGUCAAAAUCGAGCUAACAUCAACUUUUAUUGACGAUAUCGAUCCAAGAUGUAAACGGAAUGAAUCUAUUUGUCUGACGUCCUUUAGUUAGGUCGUGCUUAACUUUGUUGUUCUUUGUGCCUGAAUAUAAAUUCACGCCCUGCUCGCACAGUUUGAGAUUUUUAAUGGUGUGUGGAUCAAGUUUUUUUUAAAGCAUGAUCUUGACUUCGGGAAAGGAAAAUGAGUGAGCUGGAGGAUAUCAGUCUUCACAUUCAUGACAGGAUAUCAUCCUUACAACGCAUGCUGGAUCUAUCAGUUGUUGAAUUGCCUCAAAAUAAGAAUAGGAAACUUGGACUAGAACUGUUUGCCCUGGAGAGCCUUUUAGAAGAGUUUGAAAAACGUGUCGGCCAACAGAAGGAGAAACUAAAGCAUUUGAAGGAACUUGAGAAGGUAUUGAAGAAGGAGGUGGAAGAUGUUCAUCACAUGAAGGACAACAUACCUGCACACAUGCCCAUGAUGAAAGUCCCAACAAAUGAAAAUGAACCUGUUUUGAACAAGAAUGAAGCAGCAGAUGUUCAACUUGUCCAACCAGAAAAUGACAAAAAGACCAACAAAAGCUACGUCAAAGAGAUGGAGUUUAUCACUGUACCAGAGUUUGAGAACAUCCCACAGUACAUGAAAGGACGCGUUUCAUAUGAUCAAAUUAAUGCUGUGGUGCAGAGCAUUAACAAAGCUGUAACAGCCAAGUACAAGAUCCUCCAUCAGUCAGUGAAAACUCUGAGUAGUCAUGCACGCAAACUUCACCAACGCUUCAAGGACCAGGACACGAAAGAUACAAAAGUUGUGUUGGAAUAUCUUGCAGGUCAGUAUUUUGUGGUGGAGGAUGACAUUCGGGAAUUUACACCAACAAGGGUGGACAAACGAUUUCAGGGGAUUUUGAACAUGCUUCGACACUGCCAGCGUCUGCGGGAGCAGCGAGGGAGAGGCCUCACCCGCUAUAUUUUGUUAUGAUUGAAGACUCAGUCACAUUAUGCUUUCAGUUGUGAUUUUCUUUUCAAACCAACAGUGAUUGUAAAUGUGUGUAUUACAGAUUAUUUUUCUUCUAAAUUGCUGAAAUAAAAGUGUAAUAACAUUUGAAAUGUCUGCUACAUUAGGUGUAUUUACUUCUUUGAACUUGAUCUUGAUCUUUUAGAAUAGCCUUACUUUGAUAGUAUGAGACAGAUGCAGGAUUGCGCUAAGGUUCUUUGGAGAUUAGCUCAGUAUGUUUUAGAAAUUUGCAUAGUAUCCAUCUUGUUUAAUAGGACACACUUAAACCAUGAAUGCAGCAAAAUACAUAAAUGUUCCAGAAAAAAUUCUGAUGCAGUGAGCAGGAAAGCUGCUGGCGAGAUUAGAUCUCCUGCAAGACAGUAAGCCCAUGCAUAAAGCUAAAACUACAAAGUGAUAGUCAAUUCAAGACAUUUUGCCCAUUUUGAGUAUAAAGGUCCCAAAUUUGCUGGUGUUUCAUUUGAAGUUCUGAUGCCCAUGUAUUUUUAGAUUUUGAAAACUGAAAAAAAAUGUUUGAAAGGCCAAAUAAAACACUAAUAGCACUGUUUGAUAGUGAUCAAAUGAAAUAUAGAAGAUGUCAGGUAAAUACUCAUAGAAACCAAAUCCUGCAAGAUUCGUCAUGGUGGGUGCAUUUUUCAGGGCAUUUUGUCAUCACAAAGAUAUGGAAGUCCUAAUUUUAAGACACAAUUUCUGAAUAUGGGAUUGAAUGCUUUUGAGACUUUCACAGUAUACAUAGGAAACCUGGAGCAGCUUUACAAUUCAAAUAUACAUGGAAAUCUAACAAGAUUUUUUUCAAUAUAGUGUGGUGGAAAUUGGUCAAUAAAUGAGGUUCUGAGACAA
Hippoglossus stenolepis (Pacific halibut) is the source of this 1994-nucleotide messenger RNA. It is a transcript of the gene ska1, whose product is annotated as spindle and kinetochore associated complex subunit 1. Gene Ontology annotation, cellular component: outer kinetochore; mitotic spindle; spindle microtubule. The record is from RefSeq and is a predicted model, not a curated record. Gene Ontology annotation, molecular function: microtubule binding. Lineage: Eukaryota; Metazoa; Chordata; Actinopteri; Pleuronectiformes; Pleuronectidae. The transcript is spliced from 7 exons. Bases 351 to 1121 code for a protein of 256 amino acids. Gene Ontology annotation, biological process: cell division; regulation of microtubule polymerization or depolymerization; mitotic cell cycle.